CGCUGGCUCGGCUCCGCUCGGCUCGGCUCGCCGGGGCCAGGGCGUUCCGGGAGGGCUGCGCCUUUCGGCCGGGACGAAGCGGCGCUCCGGGAUCUGUCUGGGCGGACCUGCCCGGCGCGGUGGAAUUGGGUAUUCCCCUGAAAAGAUCACUAAUUUGAACUCAAACCCUGCCCACCUAGGGUACUGAGAAUUAGCAAGAAACAAGGACCCUUGGGUCAGCUUUGGAGGGAGCUGCUGCUGGUGACAAGGACAGUUUCAGACACACACAAAACCAGAAAUGCCUUUGUGGUCUCAGUGGUGGUGUAAGCCAUGAAGUCGUGUUGCAGAUGUGGUGUGUGUUCAGUUUUGCUUUCAUUUUGAAAGGUCCGUAUUUGCUGAGGUGCAAGAUGUCUGCCCUGAGGCUGAUCUCUAACAGAACCUCCCAGCAGGCCUUGUCUAACUCUGAUUACACCUGGGACUACGAGUACUACGAGUAUGGACCGGUGUCAUUUGAAGGUCUGAAGGCUCACAAGUAUUCCAUUGUGAUUGGAUUUUGGGUUGGUCUUGCAGUUUUUGUCAUCUUCAUGUUUUUUGUCCUGACCCUGCUGACGAAGACAGGAGCACCACAUCAAGACAAUGCAGAACUUUCUGAAAAAAGAUUUCACAUGAACAGCUUUGUGGCAGAUUUUGGAAGACCUUUGGAGUCUGAGAGGGUCUUUUCUCACCAAAUGGCUGAAGAAUCCCAGUCACUUUUCCAUUUCUGCAUUAAUGAAGUGGACCAUAUGAACAAAGAAAAAGAGAGUCAGAAAGGUCCAAGUCUGGAGAGUAAUACCCACUUCCAGGAGGUUCCCAAGAGCAGUGGAAUGUUUGAGGAAGACCUACAUUGUCUUACAAAAUUUAACAUUCCUAAUUUUGUGAACACUGAACAGAACUCUUCAUUAGGUGAGGAUGAUCUCCUCAUCUCAGAGCCACCAAUCAUUUUAUGAAGCAAACUGGUUAUGCAAUCUUAACAUUGGAUCCUUGAUUGAAAAUCCUUUACUUUAAGGUAAACAUCCCCAUUAUUGUCCAGUUUGAAGCCUUUCUUGGCCUCCUGCUCUUUUGACAGAAAGUAUUUCAGACCUGUGCUUUUUAUUGGAUGUGAGACUGGCUGUACUGAUAGAACUCAUUUUAGACAAGAAGACACUGAAUGCUUUAUUCUGAUGCUUUCUGUGGUCCAAAACUUCUUCCCAGUGUUAUUUCUCCUUUUUGAUUUUUUUUUGUUUUGUUUUGUUUCUUGUAUUGUUCCUCAUUUUUAAAUGACUACUUAUGACCAGCUUCUGAAGGAUAAUAAUUUACAAGGACUGUGAAGGCUGGAGCCUGGCAUUGGGAAGUCUGUGAAAAUUAAUUGGCCAAGAAAAGUAAAUCUCAAAGAAGACUGAAGAAAGGAAUAAACAGCCCCUGGGGAUGUUUUGCAGUUUCUCCUGCUCCCAAUAAGGAUGCCUGAAGCUGAGCACCACAAUAAAUACCUGCCUGGGACUAACUUCAAUUUCUGAUCCCUAACUGCUUUUUGGUGCAGGUUAAACCCACUUGACAAAGCUUCCAGAGGGAAUACCUUGCAAUUGAAAUUGUUUGGUUACAGUGUUUACAAAAUGCUAUCACCACCUGCUGCUGAGUGAAAACAAAUUGGUGCCUGUAAUUAUACUUCAGGAUGACACCUCAGCAGCUGCCUGUGAUGCCAUGGAAUGAGUAUUCUACACACAAACACAAACUGUGAUUUGGCUCUUUCUUUUCUUUUCUUUUUUUUCUGCUAAUUGCUGAUGUGAACUUCCAGUUCAGUAAUUACAGGAUUCAGUAGCUAAAUCACAGGAAAUAAGAAAAAACCUAUUUUUCUUCUGCCAAUAAAGUUACUACAUGCAAAUGGUAGUGGUAUGUUAAGCUGGUGUCACGUGUUGCUAACAGGCUGAACCUUCCUAUGCUUUUUGCCUUUAUAAAAGGUAAUUUCUUUACUCACUGGCCAGUGAAAUGCUAGCAGGCUUUGAGCUGAGAGGACCAACUCCAAAAGUAUAGCUAAGCUGUGCUUGCUCCAUCUUUUUUUGUACUCAAUUGGGAUAGUGUUCCAACCCCAUGUAUUCUCCAGUAAAAAAUUUGGUAAGGAUUGGAAUAGGUAUAGUUUCAAUCUUUAUUUUUUAGAGAUGGAAUUAAGUUCUGAACCUUUGAGAGUACUUAAUAUUGAAUUUCAGCUUUCUUCAUAACUAAUGACUGCAUGGUUUUAGAGCAAGCAUAUAAGAUGCAGGGGUACUAGGUUCAAACCCUCUGCUUGAUUUCAAGUAUGCUCUGUAGGAAGUUCUUAAUUGAUAUGAAAAGAGUGGAUACCAGACAUGCCUAACUGCAUUUUCUUGAAAUUAACAUGCUUUGUAUCCAACAUAUCUGUGUUCCAGAUUAGAGACCUGCUGAUACAUUCUUCAGCCACUAAAAUGCUGAUUAAUUCACCCUUUCUUCACCUUACAAAUAGGAAAAAGAGUGAAUGGGUUGAGUAUUUAAAGAAUACAAAUUGAGUAGGAAGAGUGCAAGGAAACAUCUUUUGUUUUUAUGUCCUGUGCCCUUAUUACAUGCCACUUACAGCUCAAUUUCCUGUUUUCAAAUGUGAUUUUUGCAGGACUUGCUAGUGUUUAAAGCAACAGGAUUACAUUUAAAACAAAGCAGAGACUCUUUAAAACUAGCAGGUUAUUGCUGAAAAUAGUCCCCAAAGACUGAAAUGAACCCUGUUCUGAAUGAGCACAGCUCCAGUGAAAUGUUUCCAGUGCAGGAAAGGCCUUAUUUCACAGGAAGUACAAAACUACAACUAUGGAGGCUGUAGGUGUGGACUUUCCUUUUCCUAAAUUUGGGAAAUUCUCUCUGAAUAUGGCAUCUACUUCCUGCUGAGGCACCUCAGUAACAGUUAUCCGAUGGUUAAACUUUGAAGCUCAAUAUCAUUCUUGCUAACACACUGUGGGACUUGUACUAAAUGGGGCUUUUACAGCUGAUUUCUGGAUGAGUGAGCUGCCUUCAGUAAUGUUUGAGCUAUUUUUUUUAUUUUGGUUUUUCCUUUGCUGCGCUUGAAAACAGCAAUGCUGCUUGAAGGAAGGGCAGAUCUAUGUCCUUUGCAAUGGAGAAUCUAUCUCCUUUGCAAUGGAGAAAUGAAGGGUGUUUUUAAGCCAUUUAAAACUACAUUUCAUACAUCAUUUAGGUUGGGAAAAGACCUCUAAGAUCAUAAAGUCCAACCAUUAACUCUGUACUGGGAAGUCCCCAUCUAAAUCAUCUCAUACUGUGCCACAUGGCUUUUUCAAAUCUCUAGGGAAGUGACUCCACUGCUUCCCUGAGCAGUCUGUUCCACUGCUCCACAACCCCUUGGGGGAAAAAAAUUUUCAAAAUUUUCAGAAGUUUCAAAAUAAUGCAGAUGGGGUUUUGAAAAAAGACUCUGCUAUUUCCUAUAGGCUAGCCUAUGCUUUUCUUCUGCUACCUUAAAUCUCAGUGGCUUUUCUUUGGGUACAUAACUCUUACUUUGGAGAGAAAAAGGAAGCAUUUUGUGUAUGGAUAUUGGCAAUAAUGCCUAGAUGAAAGGUACUUAAUGAAAUGACCCAAAGACAAUGCCAACUUAACUUAAAACACACUUGAAUUGCAUAGUUAAUAUCCUUCUGAAGCAUGUAUUAAUCCUUUAAAGCUAUUUAAGUGUUUGGUUCCUGCUUCUGUUCUUUCCUGAUGACAGAUCUACUUUUUUCAUCUAUCUCCCUUCUAUAUUUAAAGUCUUUCAUGCUGCUUUUCUCAGAAAAAUAACCUGCCAGUCCCCACUGUAGAGCUCUCACACCACUCCAGACACUGUGGCAGCAAUAGUCAGAUUCAGAUUUUUGCUCUGCCUCAAAGCAGAGGCAAAGGCAAACACAAAAAUGUUCUGCAGUCUUCAAAAGCAGCUAUUUUAAGACUGUCCUUCCUUUUUUUCCCUUGUAAAUAAUAACAGACAUAUGUUGCCUCAGGGGAAAGGGCAAUAUAUAACCUGUUAAAAAAAAUUUCAUCUUUUCUCAGAAAAUCUACUCAUUGAUGCACUAGAAACAGAAUAGAAAGUGUUCCAAUCAGAGUAAUCUUCAAAAUGAGUACUUGGAAUUAAUGGUGCUUGAAAAUGGAAUUCUUGUGAGUUUUCUUAGUGCUUGGCCUCAAGCCUCUUCUCAAAACUCACUAUAAAUGCAUCACCUGCAGCAGAUUUAACUGCAGAGGGACAUAGCUCCUCUAAGCCAGCCAUAUAUUUGUUUGCCUAAACAUGUCCUGUAUUCUGGAAGAACUUACUAGGUCAAGUUACUUAUCUGUUUUCAAAGGUAAAUACUUGCAAAAUGCUCUUCUAUAUAAACAAAUUCUGCUCAUAGAGAAGAGAAAGAGAAUGGUAAAACUGUGAUUGUCUCUACUACAAUGCAGAGCCAUACAGUCUCUGAGACUGCCAGGUAAAGUAUAAACAGGGUAUAUUUAUAAUGAAAUUAAGUAUUUGUGCCCUCAGCCUUGAAUACUGUAACACUGACAUAUUUGACCAGUUUUUAGCCUUGGAUAUUGACAGGUAGCAAGGACAGCAGAGAAGAACCUUCUACCACACAUUCUCCAAUGAGAGCAAGAGAGGCCUUUGCUUUCUUAUUUUUGGAUGAGAGAUAGGUAGUUAGCUAUAUGAAAGGCUACUUUCAAUUCAGAGAUAUCACUGGAUUUCUGUUCAAGAGUCAGGGCAGUACUUGAUACAUGACCCCCUCACUCCCUGCAGAAGUGGAUUUGGCACAGCUAGUGCUGGUAUAUUUGUCCUUUUUCCUUGUACUUUCCAGAACAGGUUAAGUAUGGGAUAAAGGGGCAGACUUCAAAAUGUAUUAUGUGCUAUCAAAUAAAGUCUUCAUUCACAAGAACCUAUUUAAUCUGUUACAUCAACAAUUUUGACAUGUAUUUCAUAGAACUUGAAAUGGAACAC
Messenger RNA from Serinus canaria (Common canary), 4930 nucleotides. It is a transcript of the gene MRAP2, whose product is annotated as melanocortin 2 receptor accessory protein 2. Bases 327 to 965 code for a protein of 212 amino acids. Gene Ontology annotation, molecular function: type 1 melanocortin receptor binding; type 4 melanocortin receptor binding; type 5 melanocortin receptor binding. Lineage: Eukaryota; Metazoa; Chordata; Aves; Passeriformes; Fringillidae. The record is from RefSeq and is a predicted model, not a curated record. Gene Ontology annotation, biological process: protein localization to plasma membrane; regulation of adenylate cyclase-activating G protein-coupled receptor signaling pathway. Gene Ontology annotation, cellular component: plasma membrane; endoplasmic reticulum. The transcript has 6 exons.